Messenger RNA from Cyclopterus lumpus (lumpfish), 513 nucleotides. It is a transcript of the gene tcf21, whose product is annotated as transcription factor 21. The transcript is spliced from 2 exons. NCBI's taxonomy places the organism in Eukaryota, Metazoa, Chordata, Actinopteri, Perciformes, Cyclopteridae. Bases 1 to 513 code for a protein of 170 amino acids. The record is from RefSeq and is a predicted model, not a curated record. Gene Ontology annotation, biological process: regulation of transcription by RNA polymerase II; developmental process. Gene Ontology annotation, molecular function: DNA-binding transcription factor activity, RNA polymerase II-specific; RNA polymerase II transcription regulatory region sequence-specific DNA binding; protein dimerization activity.
AUGUCCACCGGGUCUCUCAGCGACGUCGACGACGAGCUCCUGGACGGCAUCCUGAAGUUUGGCUCCUCCGGUAAAGACUCCAACGAGAGUACGGAGGAGAGCUCCAACGGCGAGGGCACAUGCGCAGACGACGCGCCGGGCAAGAAACGGAAAACAGCGUCCCGGAAAACGGCACCCAAGGGUGUGGCACAGCAGGAGGGAAAGCACGGGCAGAGAAACGCGGCCAACGCCCGAGAGAGAGCCAGGAUGCGCGUCCUGUCCAAAGCGUUCUCCCGGCUGAAGACGACCUUACCCUGGGUACCAGCGGACACCAAGCUCUCCAAACUGGACACACUUCGCCUGGCGUCCAGUUACAUCGCGCACCUCCGCCAGAUAUUGGCCAACGACAAAUAUGAAAACGGAUAUAUCCAUCCCGUUAACCUGACGUGGCCUUUCAUGGUUGCUGGUAAGCCGGAGAACGAGUUGAAGGAGAUGCUGAGCACGACGAGGUUAUGUGGAACAACGGCGUCUUGA